CGCACUGGCACUGAUUCUUGGUCAGACCCCUCUGUCUUCGUUACCGUACAACUUACGACGUUCUGUGCGCGUUAGGUUUGAAAGAAAAUAUUUCACAGGCGCGAAACUAUGGCUACUCUACUUCCCCCGCCAAAGCGACAAAAGGUCUACCACGGUGUGCCAGAACCUGAGCCAGAGCCAUCAAAGCCCACGCCAAACGUCGUUGUGCAGUUUAUCUCGAAUGAGGAUGGAGACCCUUUGGCACCAGCGGUGAACCUGCCUGCAAACCUAUCGCGAGAAGCUUUGGAGACAUUGGUGAACAAAUUGAACACCAAGGACGGUGAACCUGUGCCAUUUGCUUUUCAUAUAGCCCUCCCUACAGGUACGGCAAAACCAGGCGCACCUACACAAAUAGCUAUCGCAAAGUCGAUUGAAGAAGACGUCCUCUCCCAUCCUUCGAAUGCUUUCACGCCUGAAGAUAUCCUUGUAGUCCGUUGCUCGCCACAAGCAGUCUUCCGUGUGCGUCCAGCAACAAGAUGUUCCUCAACGCUUUCCGGACAUACCUCUCCCAUUCUGUGCGCUUCCUUCUCGCCAACAGGGAAUCUUCUGGCUACUGGCUCCGGAGACUGCAACGCUCGCCUGUGGGACUUGUUUACCGAAACGCCGUCGCAUGUUUUAGCAGGACACAAAGGCUGGGUGCUCUGCGUGGAAUGGGAGGCCGUGGAGCGGAAGUUAGCGACGGGUGGUCAUGACGGACAUGUGCGACUCUGGGACCCGAAGGCAGGCAAGCCCCUCGGAGAUGCGCUGAAGGGGCACUCUAAAUGGGUGACAUCCCUGGCUUGGGAGCCCAUCCACAUAAAUUCAGCUGCACCCCGGCUCGCGUCGUCAUCCAAAGACGGAACCGUGCGUGUAUGGAACACCGCGACCAGGUUAUCAGAGUACACCCUUGGUGGACACACGGCAAGCGUCAACGUCGUACGAUGGGGUGCCGGUGGUCUGGAAGGCAAGGGUGUACUGUACACGGCCUCCAGUGAUCGGACGGUCCGCGUCUGGGACGCCAACGGUGGAAAACCAUUGUAUACCCUCAAGGACCAUGCGCACUGGGUUACAACGUUGACCCUGAACACCGACUUUGUUCUGCGUACCGGUCCGUUUGAUCACACAGGCAAAAAGCCAACGUCGGACGCGGAAGCCCAGUCUCUGGCCCUGGCGCGCUAUAACAAGCUUGUCUCACAAACAGGCGAGCUCAUGAUCUCGGGGUCGGACGACCACACGCUCUUCCUCUGGUCGGUAUUCCCUAGCCGCGCGGCGACCGCGGAAGCAUCCGUCGCCGCCGCCGAGCGUGGCGGCAAGCUCAAGCCUGCGUCACGGCUGACGGGUCAUCAGCGACAGGUUGCGCACGUUGCUUUCAGCCCAGACGGUAGGUGGGCCGCCAGCGCCGCAUGGGACAACAGCGUCCGGCUCUGGGACGGCAAGACCGGGAAAUUUGUAGCGACACUUCGCGGGCACAUCAGUGCCGUUUAUCGGCUGGCUUGGAGUGCUGACUCGCGACUGCUUGUGAGCGCCAGCAAAGAUACUACCCUGAAGAUAUGGGACUUGAAGACGUACAAGCUGAAAACAGACCUUCCUGGACACACAGACGAGGUUUACUGUGUCGAUUUCGUGGCCGAUAAAAUUGUGAGCGGAGGACGGGACAGGACUGUCAAAAUAUGGAAGAACUGAAGACGUGGGAUAUCUGCAAUGAGCAUAGUGAACCCUGGUAUGUGGCGUCGGGGUUCGAUUGUUGCUCUCAUCCCGCCUCGCGCGUUCUAUCUCGCUUUGACAGUGACGCGCUAAGCGGUGCACAGUAGUUGCCGUGGGCAGCUGUGGCUCACGUCGGGCGCCGCAGUCUUUAUAGAAUUCUCACAGUCGAUGUAUUGCAUGCGGUCGGCCGAGGCGAGGUUACUUCAGGUCAUUUCUGGCCCCGCGGAC
This is a messenger RNA of Phanerochaete carnosa HHB-10118-sp, 1950 nucleotides long. RefSeq lists its product as uncharacterized. Gene Ontology annotation, molecular function: protein binding. The record is from RefSeq and is a predicted model, not a curated record. Lineage: Eukaryota; Fungi; Basidiomycota; Agaricomycetes; Polyporales; Phanerochaetaceae. Gene Ontology annotation, biological process: ribosomal large subunit assembly. The transcript is spliced from 9 exons. Bases 109 to 1701 code for a protein of 530 amino acids. Gene Ontology annotation, cellular component: nucleolus.